UUGAUUGUCCUCUCUUAGAUUACUUUAUUUGUGAAAUACCUCCAUUGCUAAACCGUAGGCUAGUUACCAAUUAAAUGUGUCAUCAUCUACAACUUUGCCAGAAGAGAAAGUGAACUACUAUUUAUUUAUACACUUUGUAUAGUAACAAAAGAUCUUAUUCUGGCGCUCGACUAUCAUGACAGUUGACCUUUCUCAAAAAAAUCAUCAAUAUAAGAUCUCUCGAAAAUGAUAACUUUUGCCGUUGUCGUUUUAGGUCAUUGUUCAUCUGCUCGACAAAGCAAUGUACAAGGCCGACUCCUCUAUCUUCAGGAACAUUAUGAAUUUGCUCUUUAUGAGGUCAAAGUGAACAAACCAGUUCAUGACCGUGUGCGUUCUGGUCAAGAUGUUUUCCGACUUGGAAGAGAUGAAAAUCUAGAUCUAAAGAUAACCCAUGGUAUGGUGGCCUAUGAUAUUCCAUCCUGGUAUGAGAGAUGCCACUACAUGUAUUUUUCUCGUGAUCCCUCUAGUAGGCUAUUGCUUAAUGAUGAUGGAGGGCCGAUCAUUGAUUUAGAAGGGAAGGUUGUGGGUCUAGUUAACAACCAUAUUAAUGAGACUUUCGUACCUUCGUCCAUAUUGCAUAAGUGCUUGAAUUUCUGGAGAAGAUUCAAUUGUAUGCCUCGCCUCCACCUUGGAAUGACUUUUACUUCAAUCAAACAUUUAGAUCCAAUCUCUAUUGAGAGAAUGACUCGUCAUCAUAAUGGUCUUAUUGUUGAGCAGGUGUCUAAAGGAUCACAUGCCGAGAAAAUUGGAAUUCGCGGGGGUGACAUUAUUGAAAGCUUUAAUGGAAAGUACAUUUCAACAACAAUUGAGGUAUGUGUAUUGUGUAUUUACUGAAUUUUCUAAUUCAUCUUAGAUUAAUCUCCCACAUCCUAUAAUCGGUAGCAAGUAUUUUGUGUUCCUAAUUAAAUAAUUGAAAUAAUGAUGUGCCUGGAUAGACAAACUUUCUGCAUGGAUGGUUAUUCUCAUCAAAUGGAUCAUGCCAAACCCAUUGGUCAAGCCCAAAGGUAACCUCGCGGUGCUUGGCAUCUUAGUACUGAGCCUUCCCAGACUGAAUUCCACUACAAAGUGGAAGUAGCAUGAUGAUCCGAUGAUGUUGAGGGAUCAUGGACAAGCGUUGCUCCAGCAAAUACUUUAGACUGUAGUGCUUAUCCGCACUCGAAACAUGUACCCCAGAGAUAUGGGUGUCAAUUAAUGGCGCACUAGAUUUACAAUGCCAAUCAACUCUUGUUCUUAGGAAACAAGCUUGGCAUGGCAUGGGAAUAUAGGGCGGCUGAAGAAGGCUACAACCCCGUCGCCUUGGUGUAGGGCAACCCCAAACACAUACCAAAAGCGUCACAA
Messenger RNA from Aegilops tauschii subsp. strangulata, 1377 nucleotides. The record is from RefSeq and is a predicted model, not a curated record. NCBI's taxonomy places the organism in Eukaryota, Viridiplantae, Streptophyta, Magnoliopsida, Poales, Poaceae.